Penicillium verrucosum is the source of this 198-nucleotide messenger RNA. RefSeq lists its product as uncharacterized. The annotation marks the transcript as partial. The record is from RefSeq and is a predicted model, not a curated record. Lineage: Eukaryota; Fungi; Ascomycota; Eurotiomycetes; Eurotiales; Aspergillaceae. The transcript has 2 exons.
AUGGAAUUAUCUCAUAGCCUUGACAAUGAGGACACCCGCACACCGGCUAGUUCGACAGCAGUGGGAGUCCGGGUCUGGUAUGGGUUGUAUUGGAGGAAGAUGGCGGUGGUGCAGGCCAUGCAGGUAGAGCAAGAGCAGGAGUUGCACUCGCCGGAGCAGCAGUUGCAGGUGCAGGGAGACAUGAUGAAUAUAGAUUUG